CAUGCCCUGAAGAAUACUACCAGAAGGAUCAACAAUGUGAAAAGAGACGACAGGUGGGCGAAAGAUGCACCAGCAGAUCCGAAUGUGUUGUUAACGCUGAUUGUAGCAAUAACACAUGCACGUGUCUGGAAGAUUUCUUCCAACAGGAUAUGAAGUGUAUACCAACAAUACCAGUUGGCAGCAAUUGUACAAAUGAAAAGCAAUGUAUGACGCCUUCCACGUGUAAUGACUCAGUAUGUACAUGCCCUGAAGAAUACUACCAGAAGGAUCAACAAUGUGAAAAGAGAGUUUUACCUGGCGAGAGCUGCGAGAACCAAACCUCAUGUGUGGAGAACGCUGUGUGUGUAUCGACUAAUUACACCUGUCAGUGUAGGCCAGGAUGGAUGGUGAAUGGAUCGAUGUGUACGCCAAAAGAGACAAGAUACGUGGAGAAUCUAAAAGCUUCUAGUAAGACAUCGUCAUCAGUUCUUGUGACAUUUGAUGGACCCUUGGAUUACAACAAGUUCAAGCUUGAUGUCAAUACCUCUACUCCAAGGUGUAUUGUCCUUCGUCGAAAUGCUUCACAGGAACACUGUAGCGCGUGCAAAAUUGAAGACAUUGAGCCACCUAGAGACAAGCGCAUAGAAUACAACGUGACAGGUUUAGAGGUCUUCACCGUGUAUGAGAUCAAGGUGGCGAUGGUAAAGUGCAACAAUGGAAGCUCUGAAGGCAGUCGCCCAGCAACUGUAACAGAGCGAACUGAUACAGCAGUUCCCAACGUUGUGAACGGCUUGACUACAUGCGACUCCUGCCUCGUGUGUGCAAUGUGGGCCCCCCCGGACCCAUACCCAGGGCCUGUCACAUACAGUGUAGAUAUAUUUGAUGAAGUCAACAUGAAAGUGGUGAAAGAAACCAGUAAAAACGCAACAUCAGUGUGCUACACAAAAGAAGAUGUCAGUCCUUUCUUGAGGUACACCAUUGGGGUGUCAGCCUUUACCACAGCUGGCCAAGGAAUGGAGAAACGAACGACAAGCAUGGAAAUUCAUUUCCUUGAAAUCAAGAUCAUCACAGCAGAAGGGGUGUGCAGCAGUCAUUCUGGCACUACAGGGAACUACAGGCAGAUGGCAAUACAAUGGUCAGAACCAGACAUUGGCUCAACGAUAACCAGCUAUUUAGUUACCGCCAACAAGGAAGCGCACAAUAUUCCAUCGAAGGCAGAUGGAGCGAGUACGGACUACAGAGAUGUGUUUAAUGUGACUCCAGGUCAGACAUAUACCUUCAAGAUUCAAGUACGUCACAAUGGUACUUUGUACAAUGUAUCCUCAGAAUCGGAGUGCCGUGCACCUAUCGGAGUUCCUCCAAAAUGGCCAGAGGGCAUACAACCAUCCCCCGUCGUCACCGACACUCAGUUCACAUUAAACAUUGAUUUUUUUAAUAACGGUACGAAUGGCCCCAUAACAAAACGUCGCUUGUACAUGUCACUUCACAAGAAAAUGCUGGAAGUAGCAGAUCACCAAGCUGGAGAUAUGAGGGCACCAAGUAUCGGGUGUUGUAGUGGAGGGUUCCUCGAAAACUGUAGGACUGGCUACUGUAGGACACACCUGGCACCAGACACAGUAUAUUAUUACCUUGCUGUUGUUUGCACAGAGAAAGGUUGCAGGAAUAGUCCAAUAUUUGACUUCCGAACAGAUAAAGAUAAUACCACCAGUGUCGUGGUCGCAAUGCUGGUAACGUCCAUUAUUGCUGCUGCCAUCAUCAUCGGUGCUGUCCUGCUUUGGUGUUCCAAAAAAAGGAACACCAACACCAGCCACAGUGAUGUGCGGGAUGGAAGGGUUGUGUAUAGAGUUCACUACAGAAAUAACGGUAAUGACUCGUCGACGGGGGAUUACUUCUCCCCUACUGUGGAACGCCACAGCCCAGAAUAUGAAGAAUUACAUGUGUAUGAGGAAGUUAACUAGUCUGCUGUCCACGCAUCGCAAUUGUCCAUAUCCCAUAGUACUCGUAAUACAUCCACAGGUUGCAAUGUUGUGACAUAGAUAUACAUGUACACUAGACAACAAAGAACGAAAUCAAAUACUGCUAGUUUCCAUUGUCAUUCGUUGUCAUUCUCAGUACAGGGGUAUCUCCAUUCAGAUUAGUUUCAGUAGUCAGAUGUUCCAAUAUUUGCUGGUCAAACACCUCUAUGCAGUUUCGGGAAUGUUGGACUUGAGAGAAGAGCUGCAUGCUUUCUAGAGUAAUGCACGGACAGAUGCACAGUAGCAUAGUACCUAUCAAUGUUUUCAAUGUAAUGUAAUGUAACUGUAAUUGAUGUAAUGAUAUUGGAAUGGUUGUUUGAUAGUCAGUCCAGUAGUUGGUCAAUAAAUAAGGAAACAUAAAACUUAUACACAUCAUCUCCUCGUUUUUUUGCUGUAAACGAGGUUUAGGUGGAACGUGAUUGUUAAUACUCUCGCUUGGUCCCGUAGGAAUGUCCAUCUAUACGUACUCUACUAGCUAAAUACAGUGAGUGAGUGAGUUUAGUUUUACGCCGCACUCAGCAAUAUUCCAGCUAUAUA
Messenger RNA from Haliotis rubra (blacklip abalone), 2531 nucleotides. RefSeq lists its product as uncharacterized. The transcript is spliced from 17 exons. Bases 150 to 1937 code for a protein of 595 amino acids. Lineage: Eukaryota; Metazoa; Mollusca; Gastropoda; Lepetellida; Haliotidae. The record is from RefSeq and is a predicted model, not a curated record. Gene Ontology annotation, molecular function: protein binding.